UGGUCGUCCAUGUCCUCAAGCCCGCACCCACACCCACACCACACCACACCACGACGACAGCCAGACAGACCACAAAGUCAGCCGCAAGUUCCGGCAGGGGCUCCUCCCAUCUGCGCCGCAAAGACGACUGCGGGCCUUUCUCCUUCAGCUACGCGCGUGCACAUACAUAUAUCCCCAGCUAGGUACGUAGGCUAGGCUGAGACGCCCGCCCCCAAGUCUCUCCUCCAUUCACCUUGUUCGCCCUCGCAACGCAUCUCGACGCUUCCCAGACGUUUCGUCGCAUCUUCACGCUUCACAGCUGCAUGCAUUGAGCACGCAGGCCUGGCACUCCGCGGCGCCCGUUCAAGCAAUCUUGGCUACCGCGGCCCAGAAGCAGGUUCCGGUCGAAGCGGUCGGACGCGUAGCCCAUCAUGCCGCGACCCACGUUUACCAGCAAGCUGUCCCUCCCCAGCCGCUUCAAGUACUCAAACUCCAACACCACCAGCGGAGCCAAACUGUCCCCUACCAACAUCCCCCCAAGUCGCACCGGCAGUCCCAAGCGAGCAAUGGCAGCAGAACAAGCAACAAAGCCAGGCCUGGUGCUGAGGGCGAAUGUAAUCAAGGGCAGGAAUCUCGCUGCAAAGGACCGUAGUGGCACAUCUGACCCUUACCUCGUCCUCUCUCUCGGCGAUGCAAAGGAAGCCACCCCCACUAUCAACAAGACACUGAACCCAGAAUGGAACACGACGCUUGACUUGCCCGUUGUGGGCGAGCAGAGCCUCUUGCUCGAAGUCUGCUGCUGGGACAAGGACCGUUUUGGCAAGGACUACAUGGGCGAGUUUGACGUCAUACUCGAGGACCAGUUCUUGAACGGCCAAACACUGCAGGAGCCGCAAUGGUUUCCCCUCCAGUCACGACGCUCGGGGAAGAAGAAGUCGGUAGUCUCUGGCGAGAUCCAGAUCCAGUUCUCCCUUCUCGACGCGAGCAACCCGGCCGCUGAACCGCAUCAGAUCCUGCAAAAGCUCCUCGCCAUCGCGGGACAGACGCCAAGCCCAAAUGAGGAAGAGGAGAUGUUGCUACUGCGUGGCGACAGCAAUGUUACAGACAACGAGGACGAAGAAGACAGCUCCGACGAGGCCCAGGACGAGUCGAAGAAGGCUGAAAAGAGGGAGAAGCGGCGCAAGAAGCUCAGGAUGGCUAGAUUGAAGAAAAAGGCCAAGCAGAUGAGCGGCUACGAGUACUCAAGCAACGGCGACAUUGCAGGCGUCCUCUUCCUGGAGAUCCAGAAGAUUACAGAUCUGCCCCCAGAGCGCAAUGUAACGAGGACUUCGUUCGACAUGGACCCCUUCGUCGUGACCUCGCUCGGAAAGAAGACGUACCGCACGCGAACAAUCAGCCAUAACCUCAAUCCCGUCUUUGAAGAGAAACUUGUCUUCCAAGUCUUGCGCCACGAGGUGAACUACUCGGUCAGCUUCACCGUCGUUGACAAGGACAAAUUCUCUGGGAAUGACUACGUCGGUACUGUCAACUUCCCGCUUGACAAGCCCGUCUCAGUUUCUCCCCAAGCAGACGCUGAAACUGGUCUGUACAAGCUCCCUGAGCCCUCAGACUCCCCAGGUCUUCCGUCUGAGACGAGGAGAUCCCGCUUCCGCCUUCCAAUGUCUCGUUCUUCCUCUGCCCACAGUCUUUCUCGUCUCGGUCGGCCGUCUUUGAAGAAAGAGAACUCGUCCGGCUCGCUGUCUGUGAAGGACUCUACUGGUUCGCUACCUCUCGCGCCGACGAGCGCGCCGCAAGACGCCCAGGGCAACCUCGCGCCUGGUGGUGCAGUCAACAUCAAUCCAACUGCCGUUGACGACGAAGAUCUCAAGAUGUAUACCCUUCCUUUGGAGAUGAAGAACAAGGACCGUUGGGAGGACAAGCACAACCCAACAAUCCAUAUUCGGGCCAAAUACCUCCCGUACAAGGCUCUUCGACAACAGUUCUGGAGGGCUAUGCUCAAGCAGUACGAUGCCGACGACAGCGGCCUACUCGACAAGGUCGAGCUCACCACCAUGCUGGACACGCUUGGUUCUACACUGCACGGGUCGACGAUUGACAGUUUCUUUGCACGAUUUUCUGCUCAGCACAACGGCGACGAGCUGCUUACCUUUGACGAAACUGUCAUUUGCCUCGAAGACCAGUUGCAAUCGACCGAGCAACGAGACGCAAAGAGGUUCGGACCGUCCGGCUCGGGCUUCUUUACGCCGGGCACCGAGACCCCUUCGUUGGCAUCUGGGAGUCUAACACCGAUCAACCAGAAUCCCUCUACCGUCUCCAUCCCAGCGCUUGAGACCAAUGUCUUGGGCAAGGAGGGCGAGGAGGGCGAGCAUAUUCAACAGAGUGACGACCUGGGAGACGAAAAAGGAGAGGAGCACGUUAUCGAGAUCCGCGAAUGCCCCAUUUGCCACCAGCCCAAGCUGAACAAGCGAUCCGAUGCCAACAUCAUCACCCACAUUGCUACGUGUGCUAGUCAGGAUUGGAGGCAAGUCAAUAACAUUGUCAUGGCCGGUUUCGUCACUUCUAGCCAAGCCCAGCGAAAGUGGUAUUCAAAGGUCAUCACCAAGAUUUCGUAUGGCGGGUACAAGCUUGGAGCCAAUUCCGCCAAUAUCCUUGUCCAGGACCGCCUCACUGGCCAGAUCAACGAGGAGCGUAUGAGCGUGUACGUUCGUCUGGGUAUUCGAUUGCUGUACAAGGGGUUGAAAGCCAACAACAUGGAGAAGAAGCGAAUCCGCAAGCUGCUCAAAUCCCUCAGUAUCAAACAGGGAAAGAAGUACGAUGAUCCCGCGUCUGUUGCGGAAAUCGCACCCUUUAUCGCUUUCCAUCAGCUUAACAUGAACGAGGUGCUACUGCCGACUGAGCAGUUCAAGAGCUUCAACGAGUUCUUCUAUCGUGCUCUGAAACCAGACGCUCGUCCAUGCUCUGCGCCCGAAGACCCAAGAGUUAUUGUUUCUCCUGCCGACUGCCGGUCUGUUGUCUUCAAUUCGAUCGACUCGGCGCAGACUAUCUGGGUCAAGGGCCGCGAGUUCACUGUCGAGCGUCUGUUGGGUGAUGCGUACCCUGAAGACGCGAAGCGCUAUCAUGGCGGUUCUCUUGGUAUCUUCCGACUCGCACCGCAGGACUACCAUCGCUUCCAUAUCCCGGUUGACGGUGUUCUGGACGAGCCCAAGCUGAUCGAAGGAGAGUACUACACCGUCAACCCAAUGGCUAUUCGGUCAUCCCUUGAUGUCUAUGGCGAGAACAUCCGCGUUUUGUGCCCCAUUGACUCGGUCACCCAUGGACGAGUCAUGGUCAUCUGCGUUGGUGCGAUGAUGGUGGGCAGCACUGUCAUUACACGCAAGAAGGGCGAUCAGGUGAAGCGUGCUGAAGAAUUAGGCUACUUCAAGUUCGGUGGCAGUACGCUGCUGGUUCUGUUUGAGCCCGGCCAAAUGAGAUACGAUGAUGAUCUUGUUGACAACUCCAAGUCGGCUUUGGAAACUCUGGUCCGCGUUGGCAUGUCCAUAGGCCACAGCCCCAACAGAGCAGCCCACACCCCCGACCUGCCCAAAGACAAUCCUACCAUGGAAGAGAAGCAGGAGGCGAAACGCCGCAUCGAGGGCAGUCUUGCGCCACAGGGUGAGGUAGGACCUGUGCCCGGAGCCGGGUUCUAGGCUUGAAUCGUAGAGCGUACGUGCAGGAAAAGUAGAUAACAAAAAAGGCUAGGCAUAUGUUUGGAGGCUGAGAUAACGACUUGAUGAUAGUAUGAGAGCAUAUGGAAUGGCGGCGUGGGUGCUGCCUUUUUCUAGGCGUUUUGAGCGGUUUGGUCUGAGUUGGGCGUGGGGCGGCUGUAUAUACAUAUACACGUAGAAGAGCAC
Molecule: messenger RNA, 3869 nt
Organism: Cucurbitaria berberidis CBS 394.84
Lineage: Eukaryota; Fungi; Ascomycota; Dothideomycetes; Pleosporales; Cucurbitariaceae
Exons: 6
Coding region: 411-3665 (1084 amino acids)
Biological process (GO): phospholipid biosynthetic process
Molecular function (GO): phosphatidylserine decarboxylase activity; calcium ion binding
Source: RefSeq, a predicted model, not a curated record